Physeter macrocephalus (sperm whale) is the source of this 942-nucleotide messenger RNA. RefSeq names its product ester hydrolase C11orf54 homolog. NCBI's taxonomy places the organism in Eukaryota, Metazoa, Chordata, Mammalia, Artiodactyla, Physeteridae. The record is from RefSeq and is a predicted model, not a curated record. Gene Ontology annotation, molecular function: hydrolase activity, acting on ester bonds; zinc ion binding. Gene Ontology annotation, cellular component: nucleus.
AUGCUGCUCAUCGGGGAGCCCCCGAGCCUGGCCCAGGUCUGGCCCCCCAGAGAGGUGCCCAGCACCCACCUGUUGGCCGAUGGCCCAGCUGGUAAAGGAGCACAGCAAGCUCAGACCUCCUGGCCAAGAGAGCCCUUCCCCUUCCUGAGCCUCAGCGUCUCCAUUUUGAUGACGUUCCGGAUCUUUGCCGUCCUGGCUGUCUCAGAACUGGACGCUGUCUCGCCCUCGUGCGUUUGCAGGAGGCUGCAGGUGCUGCACCAUGUCUGCUGGGAGCUGGCUGACGUGUACUGCAAUAGAGCAGCAGAGCAGAGCUGGAAAGUGGGCUCUCAGCUCAUGAGAGGCGAGGCCACCGUGGGCCGGGGCAGUCUGGGAACCCCUCCUGAGGACACAGGUGUCUGUGGGAAAACUAGAAUUGCAGAAGUAGGAGGUGUGCCUUACUUAUUGCCUCUUAUAAAUAAAAAAAUUUAUUAUCUAAAUAAAAUUGCAAAAGAAAUCCAGCUUCCUGGAGCUUUUGUUCUUAGAGCAGGAGCAGGCCCAUCUCAGACUCUUGGAUUCAAUUCUGAGUUUAUGCCAGUUGUUCAAACAGAAAGUGAGCACAAACCUCCUGUGAAUGGAAGUUACUUUGCUCCUGUUAACGCUGCAGAGGGAGGGUGCCUACUAGAGAAAUACAGUGAGAAAUAUCAUGAUUUGGGGUGUGCAUUACUGGCUAAUCUUUUUGCCAGUGAAGGCCAACCUGGAAAGGUCAUUGAGGUGAAAGCCAAAAGAAGAACUGGAAAACUUAACUUCGUGACUUGUAUGAGACAGACUCUUGAAAAACAUUAUGGAGAUAAGCCUGUAGGAAUGGGAGGUGCUUUCGUGAUUCAGAAGGGAAAAGUGAAGACUCACAUUAUGCUGGCAGAAUUUUCUUCCUGCCCAUUGGACUCUGAUGCUCUGUCACAUUGA